Messenger RNA from Uranotaenia lowii, 821 nucleotides. Its product is annotated as alpha-ketoglutarate-dependent dioxygenase alkB homolog 6. The transcript has 2 exons. The record is from RefSeq and is a predicted model, not a curated record. Lineage: Eukaryota; Metazoa; Arthropoda; Insecta; Diptera; Culicidae. Bases 79 to 735 code for a protein of 218 amino acids.
UGUGCAUUCUUUGUUUUGACACUAAUUUUGUUAUUUUUGUGAGUCGCGGUAAAUAAUUUUAAAAUUCAAAGUUUUCAAAUGGAUUUCCAUCAGUUUCGGAUUUCAAAUUGUCCGCCCAAUGUAUACUACAUUCCUGAUUUCCUAACUUCACAAGAAGAAUCUUACAUUCUUUCAAUGGUGGAAAGAACUCCCAAACCUCGGUGGACACAAUUGGCCCACAGACGGCUUAUCAACUAUGGAGGUGUCCCCCACCCUAAAGGCAUGAUUGCAGAAGAAAUUCCAACUUGGCUUGCUAAUUAUGUUGACCGAGUGAACCAACUUCAACCGAAUGUUUUCGAGAGUGAUCGGAAGGCCAACCACGUGCUUAUCAACGAAUAUCAACCCGGUCAGGGUAUAAUGCCGCAUCUGGAUGGACCUUUGUUUUAUCCUACGAUAACGACCAUUUCUUGUGGAUCACAUACAGUUUUGCAAUUUGAAGACCAAAGCGACGAACGGCGUCCGGUUGCAAAAUUGUUGGUGGAACCGAGAAGUCUUCUGAUCCUGAAGGACGACAUGUACCACAAAUAUUUGCACUCAAUUGCCGAAACGGAUACCGAUGCAGUUGAUGGCAGUUUGAACAAUUUGAAACACUGCGAGGGAGUUCAGCUCGGCGAUGUGUUGCCAAGAAAAACCAGAAUAUCCCUCACCAUUAGACAUGUUCCAAAAACAACGAAAAUGAAGCUUAAACUGUUUUGAAAUCAAUUGCGGUCUUUAUUCGUAUAUAUUGUCAAUCUUUCCAAGACUGAUUUCCCUGGACAAAUAAAAAACUAGGUACAUUGAAA